AAAUAAUUCAUAAGUAUCUAAUAAAGCUAAGGACCUAUGCUGAAUUAUGUCCACAUGCAAAGACCUUUAAAUAUGCAUAUUUCUAAAACAUGUAAUCCAUCUUUUACGCAGACAUAAUACCUUACAGCGGACAUUUUGGUGUCAUGGAAUUAGAGGAACAGGUAAAACUAAACAUUAAAUUUUCUUAAAGUAUUUUAAUGUUAGAAUUCUGCAUGCCUAAAUAAAACAAAGUCAUCAUUAAUGUAAUUAAACUGCUUUAACAAUUAAAGCAUAGCUGACAAUUGAUAAGUACCUAUGUUAAGACAGUUUUCCUCGUGUAUUUUUCUACCUGGUGAUGAUUUGGUAAAUUAAAAACACAUUUUCAUGGAUUAAACAGAAGAUAUAUUGAUAUUACCAACUGUAAUUUUAAUGUGACUUCUAUGCUUCUCUAUUACAAGAGGCUGUACCUAUUUGUGACAUGUUUUCUUCUAAAAUCUGCUAAAAUUUGGAUUAAUUCUUACUCUUACUGUACAGUAUACAGAGUUACUGUACUGUUAUUGUGGACACUUCGAGGAGCGGGAAAAACUCGACGAGGCCAUUCUGUUGAGUCCUGGCUAAUGAUAUUUUUAACAAUAUCCAGACCUGUUUAGGGUUAUCAUAGGUCUCUUAAGACAAAUUUUAUGUAAUAUUUAAGUAACACUAAUAUUAGACGAAAGUGCUAUUAGUAAUAUUGCAAAGAAAUUAGACGUAGCUGCGCGUCAUUCACUGUUAGCUCGUUUGCUCGUUAGCAUUAGCAAUUCCUAGCGAGCUAACUCUCGGCAAAACAAAGAAGAAACAUGGCAGCAGGGAAAAUGUGCCUCAGGACGAACAAGCAGGAGACUGCAGAGUGGACAGGAUUGUUUCUGAACGACCUAAAAACCAAGCAAGAAUCUCUGGUCUUCAUUAAGAGGAUGAUGGCUGUGGCUGUCUCCUCCAUCACCUAUCUCAGAGGGAUUUUUCCAGAGGAUGCCUACAGAUCCAGAUAUCUGGAAGAUUUGUGCAUUAAAGUUUUGCGUGAGAACUGCAACACUCCAGGUGCCAGCAAAGUUGUGAAAUGGAUGAUGGGCUGCUUUGAUGCAUUAGAAAAGCAGUAUCUCCAGAUUGUAUUCCUUGGGGUCUACACCAAUCCAGAUGAACCCAAUUGCAUUAUCGAGUCCUACCAGUUCAAAUUCAGAUACACUGAAAAGGGGCCCCAGAUGGACAUUUUCAGGAACAGGAGUAUGGAGAUGCAGGUGACGUUGGAGGACACCAAGAAGGCCUCAGUGCUGCUCAUCAGGAAGCUCUUCUUGCUGAUGCAGAAUCUGGACGCCCUCCCCAGCAAUGUCUACCUCACCAUGAAGCUCUACUACUACGACGACAUCACCCCUGCAGAAUACCAACCACCUGGCUUCAAGGAGGGGGAAUGCGACAGCCUGUGGUUUGAAGGCAUGGCGGUGCACUUCAGGGUGGGUGAGGUGCAGACGGCCUUCCACACCUUGAGAGUGCGAGUGUCAGCGGAACAAGGCCGGGUGGAGAAACUCCAGAGAGGAAACCACUUGAGGGAACCUCAGCAGGUUCCUGAAAGAAUUUCUCCAAGGAAGGAAACAAUGAAGGUGAAAGAUGAUCUACCUUCUGAAGAUGAAUCUGCACAGUUCAAGAAACCAACAAGACCUUUGGCAAAGAGAAAACCAGCUGGCAAAAGUCUGUCCAGGAAGAAAAGAAGAAUUUAGGCAAUAAGACAAGUGACCAAACGCAAGUUGAAAUAUGAAAAACUUCUUCAUUUUGUUAUAUUCACAAACGCUG
Messenger RNA from Acanthochromis polyacanthus (spiny chromis), 1800 nucleotides. It is a transcript of the gene zte38, whose product is annotated as zebrafish testis-expressed 38. The coding region runs from base 816 to 1727 and encodes 303 amino acids. The record is from RefSeq and is a predicted model, not a curated record. NCBI's taxonomy places the organism in Eukaryota, Metazoa, Chordata, Actinopteri, Pomacentridae. The transcript has 12 exons.